UUGAAAUUUACUCUUUUCAAAGAAUUUCCGGUCAAACGUCAUUUCGAUUUCACCACAUGGUCACAGAUUUAAUAUCUAAACAACUGUUUAGAGUUUAUCGUAAUGGAAUACACGUUUGAAAGUAAACCGGGUACUACCGGAUUUAUAUUAUGUUGUCAAUGUGGGACCCAGAUAGAACCAAAUCCUUCCAACAUGUGUGUAGCUUGUCUUAGAACACAAGUUGAUAUAACAGAAGGUAUUCCUAAACAGGGUGUGUUGUACUUCUGUAGAAAUUGUGAAAGAUAUCUACAACCUCCUAACCACUGGGUGGCUGCACAGCUAGAAUCUAGAGAGCUGUUAUCUGUUUGUCUGAAGAAACUUGGUGGUGGACUCAAGACUGUUAGACUGAUAGAUGCAGGAUUUGUUUGGACAGAACCUCAUUCACAGAGAAUUAAAACUAAAUUGACAGUACAGAAAGAGGUUCUCAAUGGAGCAGUUUUACAGCAGGUGUUUGUUGUGGAAUUUAUUGUCAAGAAUCACAUGUGUGACGAUUGCCACAGAGUGGAGGCUAAAGAUUUCUGGAGAGCCUGUGUACAAAUCAGACAGAAGACAAAGCACAAGAAGACAUUUUACUAUCUAGAGCAGAUUAUUAUGAAGCACAAGGCCCAUGUGAACACAGUCAACAUUAAACCAUGCCAUGAGGGUUUAGACUUCUUCUACAUACAACCACAGGAUGCUAGAAAGUUGGUAGACUUCCUCAACACAGUCGUACCAUGCAGAACACAGACGGCAGAGGAAUUGAUAUCCCAUGAUAUCCACAAUAACACGUUUAAUUAUAAACACACCUUCUCUGUGGAGAUCAUACCUAUUUGUAAGGAUAAUAUUGUGUGCCUGCCUCCGAAGUUAGCUCAGACACUUGGAAACAUUAACCCACUGAGUUUGUGUUAUAAAGUUACCAACACAAUACAUGUUAUAGAUCCUACUUCACUUCAAGUGGCAGAAGUAAAAUGUCAACAGUAUUGGAGAUAUCCAUUUCUUAAUGUGUGUGAACCUAAACAGCUGGUCGAGUUCAUGGUGAUAGAUGUAGAAAUAGUGGCAGAUAAAGACAAACCAAAUAAAACUCCUGUGUCUCAUAAGCAUGUUUUAGCCAACGUUUGUGUGAAUCAGGUGACCAGUACUGGACUAAGUGAUCAGCAGUAUUUCUGUAGAACACAUCUAGGUCAUUUACUGCAUCCUGGAGACUCAGUUUUAGGGUUUAACUUUACUAACUGUAACCUGAAUCACGCAGAGUUUGACAAAAUGAAGGCUGACAAGAUCCCAGACGUGAUGUUGGUGAAAAAGAUAUUUGGAAACAAGAAUUCGAGAAAUAAAAAGAGGAAAUGGAAACUAAAGCAUCUCCAUGACGACCUUCAUGCAGAUACAUCUAGCAAUGAAAGAGAUUAUACUGACUUCCUUGAGGAUCUAGAAGAAGAUGAGGCUUUCAGAAAGAAUGUGGAUAUAUAUAAAGAUGCUGACAAGCUUGCAGUUGAUGCAGAUGACACAGAUGAUGAAGAAUGUCCACAGAUCAGUCUCCAAGAGAUGCUUGAUGAUUUACAUAUCUCUACCGAUGCUACUGGGCCCGAUGGAGCAGACAUGAUGAUGGACUGAUAUUUUAAUUUGUUUUGGUUACAAAAAUAUUUUUUGUAAUAUAUGAUAAAAAAUAUGGGUAUUCUUUAGAGGUUAUUGAUGUGAAAAAUUAGCUGUUUGAUUACCUCACAAACUGUUUAGAAUUUCUAAAGGACAUGUGUUGAGUUUGUGAGUCAGGGACUAGUUUACAUAUCAAUACACUUCAGAAAAAUUGUGUAUUCUCAACCCAAAUAUUUGAAGAAAAAGAAAAAAUCAAGAUUCAAUCUUUUAAGAAACCCAGGAAUCUAUUGAUCUGUAUUGAGCUUGAAUAUAUAUCUCAGUGAAAUCAACAUGGAGUCAUAAGAUAUAGAAGUAGUUUGUUAACGAAAACAAAAAUCUUGACAUAAUAAAGGUUGUACAAAUUACCAGUUUUGUAAAGUUUUUUCCCAACAUUCUAACAAUAAUACAUUUCCUUUGCUAUUUAUUGAUAGUUAAAGCAUAUAACUGUUAUCUGAUUAAAAUGUUUACUUGUUUAUGACCCAUUAUCUUUAGUAUCAGCUUAAUAAAUGAUUCAAGAUUUGUAUCUGUUUUUACUUCUAAAUCACCUAUUAACAUUACACAUAUAUGUUAUUGCAUAUAUUGAAGAAGAGCUUUUGUUUUACGGAUUUAAGUUUUUUGUUAUGGAAAGUUUAGUAUUUGAAACCUAUGUGAUUGAUUGAAAGUGUGUUACACCAUUUCAAAACUAUUGGCUAUAUUGAGGCUGUCAGUUUUAAUAUUUUGAGGGAUUUGUACUGACCACUGAUCUUCGAAAAACCAAAUAUAAAACUUUUAACUUUCAUAGCUUAAUUUCUUUCUUCUUGUAGAUAAAGCAAUUGACUAUUUAAGAUUCUAAUGCAUUAAAUGUUAUUUAUUUUUAAAUUAUGAUCAUUUAGUGAUACUGUGAAUUAAUUUUUAUUCUUUCAAGACUAGUUUUGGUGAGCAAUAAUGAAUUUUAAUGUUAAUUUAAGUACAAAAUUUCUAGCUGCCUGUGUUCAGAAUUUGGCAAAACUGCACAAUCAAAUAUCAUUCAGAUUACAAUCCUGUUUUGAAUCCAUAGUAUUUUAUAAUCUGUCCCUCAUUGUUUCCUUAAAUGAGGACAAUUACAAUGGUCUUAUUAUAAAUUUAACAAGCUUGAUAAUAUCAUGUACAAACAAAAGAUAUGUAAUAAACUUCUAUAUCUUA
Molecule: messenger RNA, 2805 nt
Organism: Mytilus trossulus (common blue mussel)
Lineage: Eukaryota; Metazoa; Mollusca; Bivalvia; Mytilida; Mytilidae
Product: 60S ribosomal export protein NMD3-like
Exons: 15
Coding region: 103-1626 (507 amino acids)
Biological process (GO): ribosomal large subunit export from nucleus
Cellular component (GO): nucleus; cytoplasm
Molecular function (GO): ribosomal large subunit binding
Source: RefSeq, a predicted model, not a curated record